Lolium perenne is the source of this 1761-nucleotide messenger RNA. RefSeq lists its product as uncharacterized. Gene Ontology annotation, molecular function: cysteine-type endopeptidase activity. The record is from RefSeq and is a predicted model, not a curated record. Gene Ontology annotation, biological process: vacuolar protein processing. Lineage: Eukaryota; Viridiplantae; Streptophyta; Magnoliopsida; Poales; Poaceae.
UUUCCUCUUCCGUCGUGAUAGAGCUGGAGGCUGCGCAACCUCGGAGCAUUGUCGCGGGAUAACUCAUGACGCAACCGCCACCGCCGGCGCCGAUUGCGACGUUGCGCCUAGCCACGGCCGAAAUCAGUAGGAACUCUGUUGCGACGUUGCGAGCACUCUACCUCGGCUAUAAAAGGCCUUCGCUCGCUGCUUAAUUUCUCCCUCCACUCGACCCUCUUUCUCUGCACACGAGGGUGGCGAUGGCUCGCUGGUCGGUCGGUGCAGUCCUAUCUCUGCUGGCCGUGGCCGCAGCUGUCGCCGCCGCCGCCGCGGAGGGUCCCGCCCCUGCCCCGUCGGUGGAGGAGUCCUCCGGCUACCAGAACUACCGCCACCAGAUUCUGAAGAGGGGAGGACUGAAGGCGAAGAACAUUUUGCUGUACGACGACAUCGCAAAAGCCCAUCAGAAUCCAAGACCUGGAGUCAUCAUCAGUCCGGAGGGGAACACAGAGCCGCCGCUGCAUGGCAGUGAUCCUGUCGCAGCCCCGUCAGCAGAGGAAGAAGUCACGAGGUGGGCCGUGCUUGUUGCGGGCUCCUCCGGCUACCGUCUCCAGGCCGAUGUGUGCCACGCCUACCAUAUUCUGAAGAGGGGAGGACCGGAGGAGAUUGUCAUGGUGUGUCUGUACGACGACAUCGCCAAAGCCCAUCAGAGCACAAGGCGUGGAGUCAUCGUCAGGGAGCAGGGGAACACUGAGCCGCCGCUGAUUGUGCUGGUGACGCAAGAUGAGCAUGACGCUGCUCCCGCCCCUGCCCCGUCGGUGGAGGGCUCGUCCGGCAACGAGAAGUACCGUCACCAGGCCUACCAGAUUCUGCUGCUGACGCAAGAUGAGCAUGACGGUGCUCCCGCCCCUGCCCCUGCCCCUGCCCCGUCCGUGGAGGACGACUCCUUGGGCGACGAGAACUACCACCACCAGAUUUUGAAGAGGGGAGGAUUGAAGGAGGGGGUCACGGGGUGGGCCGUGCUUGUUGCGGGCUCCUCCGGCUACAAGAACUAUGGUCACCAGGCCGCCGAUGAGUGCCAUGCCUACCAGAUUCUGAAGAGGGGAGGAACAAAUAAUGAGGAAAGCAUCUUGCUGUGCAUGGACGACACCAUCGCCAAAAACUCUCAGGACCCAAGAGUGCCAUCGGCGGAGGAAGGGGCCACGACCAAGAGGGCCGAGCUCGUUGCGGGCUCCUACGAUCGUCGCCAGGCAACGAAGACGAGAGCCGAGAAAGUGGCGGACCAUAGCGAUGGCUUUGACAUGAAGGGCCUAACUAUUGCUGGAUGCUUAGUGGUAGGAGGGGCACUACUCGCUUUAGUUAUAGUUUUCCUCUAUAGGGUUUACCGCUUCUUCACACUUGAGAUAGUACUUCGACGGCGAAACCUCCCCUUCGGCCUUUACCCGCCGAAGGGGGCGGCUUACCAAGCCGGGGACGUGCAUACCAUUUGCAUGGUAUGCCUUUCCCGGUUCACCUGGUGUGCCCGCAUCGCCGUCCUUCCAGCGUGCGGGCACAUCUUCCACCGCCGCUGCCUCAGGGUGUUGGCGGCCCAGGAGAGCCCCCGCUGCCCAAUGUGCAGGGCAGCGGUGGCUUGAUAGUUUAUUUUAUGCCGCUAUGUGAUGAUUUGUAUUUACUGUGGCUCGAUUGUUUAUUUUAUGCCGCUAUGUGACGAUUUGUAUUUAUUGUGAUACAUAUAUAUAUAUAUAUAUAUAUUUACUAUUGAAGUUGGUGGUGAUGAUUUAUGCA